AUGAUAGAUUAUUUAUCUAAAGUAGAAAAAUUCUUCUCAGAUAACUAUGAAGAUGAAGAAUUAACAAUCAAUGGAUCAAAUGUAUCUAUUCUUGAUCAAGCUCUUAGGUUACUAGAUCUUGCUGAAUCUAAAGGAAAGGAUACAGUAAACUUAGAAAUCUCUACAUCUGAGGAACUUAAACAACUUUUUCACUUUGAUGAAACGAUUAACGUCAUAGAAGAAACAUCUGAUAAAGAAACUUCUGUAUAUAUUUCAGAAGAAGAAGUAGAAUCUCUUUCUUCUGAUAUAGAGCCUAACUUCGGCAUGAAUAAAACCGAACCACAUUUCGAUCAUCCUGGAGAAUCUUCUUUUCAAUGUGAAAGAAGAAAAAGACCUAAAACUGAACAAGGUCAUAGAACUGGCUCUAUGCCAUAUCUUCCCACUGCAAAUCCAAACCAAUUCGGAACAAAAAUUCUCAAUAUUGACAACAUUGAAACAAAUAGAAAAGAAGUUAUCGACAGAUGGACUUCAGAAAUAAGUCUAAUCAUUCAGACUAAUAAAGAAAAAUAUGCAACAAAAGAAUCUAUCCUUUUAUUGUUUGACCAUAAAACAUCAGGAAUAGUUCAAAAUUUUAUCAAAAAUACAAACUGCAUUAGUCAUAAUCCAAUGACAGUAUUCCAAGACAUGCUUGAUGCCAUCUACAUGAUGUUCCUUGGUAUAGAUCUUAUAGAAGACAAAGCCAAUGAACAAAAAAGAGAAAUCGAAAAAGCAAAGUCCAGACUUACGAAUCUCACCAUAUGUGAUAUUUGCUUUCUAGAUCAUUACACAUGUGACUAUGAAACAAAUCUUUACAAAAUAAAUGAUUCAAAUCUAUAUCCUGAGUUGAUCAAACAAUAUCUAUUAAAAAUUCCCAUUGUAGGACAACAAUCUCAUAACAGAUUUAUAACUGAAUCUACAAAUGCUACAAUUUACAGUCUUGCUUUUGCUAAGAGAAUUGUUAUUGAUGAGAUUCAAAAAAUUUGUAAUCUAUCAAACAGACAAAAAAGACUAAAACGUUUUAAUCAUGGCCGGUGA
This is a messenger RNA of Lactuca virosa, 1053 nucleotides long. The record is from the annotation of a GenBank genome assembly. Lineage: Eukaryota; Viridiplantae; Streptophyta; Magnoliopsida; Asterales; Asteraceae.